Drosophila innubila is the source of this 1156-nucleotide messenger RNA. RefSeq names its product tRNA (cytosine(38)-C(5))-methyltransferase (gene Mt2). The transcript has 2 exons. The record is from RefSeq and is a predicted model, not a curated record. Gene Ontology annotation, molecular function: methyltransferase activity. Bases 80 to 1117 code for a protein of 345 amino acids. NCBI's taxonomy places the organism in Eukaryota, Metazoa, Arthropoda, Insecta, Diptera, Drosophilidae.
UUUCUGUGAAUGGCAAACAUAUGCUUUAAGCGUGCUGACGAUUUAAUACAUUUACUGCGAAGUAAACAAAGUUGAUAAGAUGGAAUUUCGUGUAUUAGAACUAUUUAGUGGCAUCGGAGGCAUGCAUUAUGCCUUUAAAUAUGCCCAGCUACCAGGAGAAGUUGUUGCCGCAUUGGAUGUGAACACUGUCGCCAAUGCAGUAUACGCUCAUAAUUAUAAAGGAACUAAUGUUAAGACGAGGAAUAUUCAAAGCUUAACAGAGAAGGAAGUGGCGAAAUUAAAAGCUAACAUGCUACUCAUGUCACCGCCUUGCCAACCGCAUACUCGUCAAGGUCUGCAGCGGGACGUGGAGGACAAGCGGUCAUGUGCUUUAUCUCACCUGUGCUCAUUAAUACCGCAAUGCGAAAGUCUUCAAUAUGUGCUCAUGGAAAAUGUGAAGGGUUUCGAAGGGUCCCAGGCUCGUAAUCAGUUUAUUGAAGCAUUGGAAAAGGCGGGUUUCUACUGGCGUGAGUUUAUUCUAACUCCAACACAAUUCAAUGUUCCAAACACACGACAUCGUUACUAUUGUAUUGCGCGGCGAGAAAAGGACUUUCACUUUGAAGCUGGCAAAAUCUGGGAGCAAAUGCCAGGGAAAAGUAUUGACUCAACGCAUCUGCCAAUGGCCAAAAUAUCCGCAAUUACUGAGCCUGACGCUCCUCUCGAAACUCUUGUGCCAGACGACGUUCUAACAAAGCGAGUUCUGGUCAUGGAUAUUGUCCACCCAGAUCAAAGCCGGUCAAUGUGUUUCACAAAGGGGUAUACGCACUACACAGAAGGCACUGGGUCAGUGUAUACUCCACUUUCUAAAGAGGAAUCGCAUAACAUAUUCGAAGCAGUUAAAGAAAUUGACAUCGAUUCUAAUAACACGACUUGUGAAGCCCAAGAACGACGACUUGAACUAUUACGUCAAGUAAAAUUGCGAUAUUUUACACCCCGAGAAGUCGCCAGACUGAUGAGUUUUCCCGAAGACUUUGAAUUUCCCACCGAAACUACUAAUCGACAAAAAUAUCGACUGCUUGGAAAUAGCAUUAAUGUUCGUGUGGUGGGUGAACUGCUUAAAUGUUUGACGAUUACAUAAUUUUAUUUAAUUUUUUGUAAAUAAAUGUUUAAACAUAUA